GGCCAGGUGUGGUUAUUUUGUUUUUCAGGACAGGAUUCCUGUGUGUACCCAGCUGUCCAGGAGCUUGUGCUGUAGCCCAGGCUGACCCUGAACUCAGAGGUCUGCCUGCCUCUGCCUCCCGGGUGCUGGGACUAAGGUGUGUGCCACCACCGCCUGGUUGCUACAGUAUUUGGAAGGCAGAGGCAGGCAGAUCUCUGCAACUUCGAGACCAGCUAGGGUGUUGUGGUGGACUAACAUCCAAGCCAAAUAAUUCACCUGGGCUGAAAGAUAAGCCCAGUUGACAGCAGAAUUCGCUCACGGAAGGAGGAAGCAAGGAGGGUCAUGGGACCUUCACCUUGAGGGCCCUGCUGCUCCUCACGAGCAGCUCUGUUCAGUUCCGCCCUAAAGGGGCUAGAGGAUACGGGAGAAGUAGGGGGAAGGCUCUGUCCUGUGCGGCAUGGGAAAGGUGUCAUGCCUGCCGGGUAGAGAAAGGCUACCCAGUGUGGCCUCGCAGGUAGCACCACACCCCGAGUCAGCACCUCCUCACGAUGCUCUGUAAGCCCAGUACACUCGCUGGUUCCCCCAGACUGACCUCUGGUGGAAUCGUAUUUCGGUUUAUCUUUCAGACUUUAGGAGGAGGGCAGGCAUUGUUUAGGUCUUCACUUGGAAAGAAACUUUUUUAGAGGUAGGGACAGGGUCUCACUGUAGCCCAGGCUGGCCUCAAACCCAGAGAUCCGCCUGCUUCUGCCUCCCGAGUGCUGGGCUUAAACAGGUGUGCCACCGCCCGGGAAGGAAUGGGGAGGGGGAUCGAGACAGGGCUUCUCUGUGUAGCCCAGGCUGUCCUGGAUCUCGCUCCAUAGCCCAGGCUGGCCUCGAACUCAGAGAUCCGCCUGCCUCUGCCUCCCGAGUGCGCCCCCACCGCCCGGCCCAGGAAGGAAUUUUAACAAGAAUAUAUCCUGAGACCUGUCUCAGCAAACAAACUGAAACCAGACUCAGUAACUCCCGCGAGGGAUCUAGUGCAAACCGACCCGGACGCCCCCAUCGGCACCGGCUCCUAAAGCCGCGUGCGGGUCAGCGGCGGCGCAUGCGCUGUGGGAGGAGCCAAGCCUUCCGCCACUUCUUUCCCACAACAGUGGCGAGUUUUGGAAUGAAUUCGGGUGACCCCAACUACGCCAUCCUCACUAGCUACGUAGGACACUGCUGUGGUCGCUUGGGAAACGUUGAGCCCGCCCGUGGGUGAGGGCGGCAUUUCCGGGGCGGCUCUAGCGGGAAGGCGGGACUUCCGGCAGCGGACCGAAGCUAGCUGCGGCGAGCACAGCGGGGACUCCUCUCCUUCGCCGCAUCCCGGGAUGUCACAGCUGGGAUCCCGGGGCCGCCUGUGGCUGCAGAGCCCCGCCGGGGGACCACCCCCUAUAUUCCUGCCGGAUGGCCAAGCCCUGGUCCUCGGUCGGGGGCCCCUGACCCGGGUGACGGACCGGAAGUGCUCCCGAAAUCAAGUGGAGCUGAUUGCAGACCCUGAGACCCGGACAGUGGCAGUGAAACAGCUGGGCGUUAACCCAUCAACUGUUGGGGUCCAGGAGUUGAAGCCAGGGUUGUCGGGCACUUUGAGUUUGGGGGACAUCCUGUAUCUGGUCAAUGGCCUACACCCCCUGACCCUGUGUUGGGAAGAGAUCAGCACAUCGGGAUCCCAGCCAGAUACUCCACCGGGCACUCCUCCUGUGGAUCCAGUGGACCAGGAGGAUGCUGAGCCUCAGAAAAAGCAGAUGCGGAAAUCGUCCCCUGGCUGGGAGAGCUUCAAGAAGUUACUGGUGUUCACGGCGUCUGGGGUGAAGCCCCGGGGCAAGGUGGCUGCCUUUGACCUAGAUGGGACUCUCAUCACCACCCGCUCUGGAAAGGUCUUCCCCACUAGCCCUAGUGACUGGAGGAUUCUGUACCCAGAGAUUCCAAAGAAGCUACAGGAGCUGGAUGCUGAGGGCUACAAGCUGGUAAUCUUCACCAAUCAAAUGGGCAUUGGACGAGGGAAGCUGUCAGCAGAGGUGUUCAAGGCCAAGGUGGAGGCUGUGUUGGAGAAGCUGGGGGUCCCGUUUCAGGUGCUGGUGGCAACGCAUGCAGGUCUAAACCGGAAGCCAGUGAGCGGCAUGUGGGAGCACCUUCAAGAGCAGGCCAACGAGGGCAUGCCCAUUUCCGUCGAUGACAGCAUCUUCGUGGGAGACGCAGCAGGGCGCCCGGCCAACUGGGCCCCAGGGAGAAAGAAGAAGGACUUCUCCUGCGCAGACCGCCUGUUCGCCCUUAACAUCGGCCUGCCCUUUGCCACUCCAGAGGAGUUCUUCCUCAAGUGGCCAGCAGCUGGCUUUGAGCUUCCAGCUUUCGACCCGAGAACCGUCUCCAGCGCUGGGCCCCUCUACACACCCGAGUCCAGCUUCCUCCUCAGCCCCAACGCAGAAGUGGUGGUCACAGUCGGAUACCCUGGGGCCGGCAAGUCCACCUUCGUCCAGGAGCACCUGGUGCCAGCUGGAUAUGUCUAUAUCAACAGGGACACACUGGGGUCGUGGCAGCGCUGUGUGAGCUCAUGCCAAGCAGCACUGAGGCAGGGGAGGCACGUUGUGAUUGACAACACCAACCCGGAUGCCCCCGGUCGGGCCAGGUACAUCCAGUGUGCCAGAGAUGCGGGCGUGCCCUGCCGCUGCUUCAACUUCUGUGCCACGCUGGAGCAGGCUCGCCACAACAACAGGUUCCGAGAGAUGACCGACCCCUCGCAUGCACCGGUGUCAGACAUGGUCAUGUUCAGCUACAGGAAGCAGUUUGAGCCCCCCACCCUGGCCGAGGGCUUCCUAGAGAUCCUUCAGAUCCCACUCCGACUCCGGCCACAUCCGGACCCAGCGCUGCAGAGACUCUACUGCCAGUUCUUGGAGGGCUGAGCCCGUAAUAAACACUACUGCCGCUCCUCUGUU
Molecule: messenger RNA, 2930 nt
Organism: Peromyscus maniculatus bairdii (prairie deer mouse)
Lineage: Eukaryota; Metazoa; Chordata; Mammalia; Rodentia; Cricetidae
Gene: Pnkp
Product: polynucleotide kinase 3'-phosphatase
Biological process (GO): DNA repair
Cellular component (GO): nucleus
Molecular function (GO): protein binding; ATP-dependent polydeoxyribonucleotide 5'-hydroxyl-kinase activity; double-stranded DNA binding
Source: RefSeq, a predicted model, not a curated record